Ruditapes philippinarum (Manila clam) is the source of this 5897-nucleotide messenger RNA. RefSeq lists its product as uncharacterized. Gene Ontology annotation, molecular function: protein-membrane adaptor activity; signaling receptor binding. The record is from RefSeq and is a predicted model, not a curated record. Gene Ontology annotation, biological process: signal transduction; protein localization to plasma membrane. Lineage: Eukaryota; Metazoa; Mollusca; Bivalvia; Venerida; Veneridae. Gene Ontology annotation, cellular component: apical plasma membrane. The transcript is spliced from 12 exons. The coding region runs from base 313 to 4599 and encodes 1428 amino acids.
GGAAUAUUCCUAGGGCGAUUAUAACUUUAACAGUAUGUUUGUGAUUACUUACUAUAUAAAAAACGGGAGAUUUGUGAUUGUUUAUCAGAAGCUGAUAUUUCUCUUUCUAACUUAAGUGUUACAGUUACAGUUUUUUGCAAGAAUCUUCAUAUAAAUAUAUACAUUUCAGUGUAGAGAAUGGAUUUAAGUUUUUGUAAUUGAGAAGUUAAUGGCUCUAAGUGGAAAGAUAAUGUUUCUUGUGUUAAGUUAAUAGAUAUUACAAUACAAAGUGUAUAAAUUCAUACUUGAACGGAAUUCUUUGCUUGGUAUAUAAUGGGAACGUACAAACUAGGGAUAUCUAAGGUGUAUCCGUAUGGCAGCAACGUACAUGUGAUUGAGGGAAUGGGCUCACCUCCCAUCUCCCAUAUAUAUUUACUGCAAGUAUUAGAAAGAGAGCCUGACAGUAUUAAAUGGUCUACACCAAGAGAGGUUAUUAUUGGCAAGGGAGCUUCAGGAAAACUUGGACUCAAACUGAAUGCUUACAGGGGUGAAUCUGAUUGGUAUACCAUUGUGACAAAAGUUAAAGAAGAUUGUUGCAUCCACAGAGGAUCUUUGAACGUAUUUGAUCGUCUUAUAUCAGUUGAUAAAGAAAGUAUACUUCAUGUACCGAAAGAUAGUGUGCUUAAAAGACUGAAAAAUCUAGGAUCUAGAAUAGUUCUUACUGUCACAUGUCCAGUUAGUAUACCCAGUCGCUAUGUUGGUACCCAGCAUGUAAACAUAAGUGAACACAGGCAUUGUUCUGGUUCCUUGGAGAAAUUUAAAACACUGGUACCGAAUGCUGAAAAUUUCAAUUCGUGUGAUUCAAAUAGAUUAGGCAAAGACAAUCUUAAUGCUGGUGUAGCUCAAGAUAUUGACUUGAAUGAAUUUGGAAAAGAUUUAUGUGAAGGGGAGAGAAUAUUAGCAAGGAAUAAAAAAUGUGAUCAACAAAAGGAGACUACUUUUACUGAAAGUGAACAUAGUGAUAAUAGACUUAGUAAUGAAUCAGAAUCGAGCAUUUUAUGGUUCAGUGAUUCAGACUUGAGAGAUGGUUCGAGAAAUAUCAAACGUGGACACAGUCAAGUCUCUGGCAGCAGUAGCAACCAGUCUGUAAGCUCUGAUUUGCCUCUUCUCCAAAAGACUGAGAAAAUGAGGAGAGCAAAAGAAGGCAAGUCUGUACGUCCAUUGUUUAAAGGAGGUAGUACAGAAAGUCCUGACCGUGCAGAACUUGAGCCGCUGAACAUUCGAACAUCAGGCUCUCUGUCACCAGUGCCCCAUGGAAGAACAGAGAAGUUUAAUUUGUCACCUCAGUUGUGUAUAUCCAAGGAUUCUGCAGUUUCUAUACAAGAUAUCAUGGUAGAGGAGCAGAGUUCAUUGCCUGUACAGUCUGGACACUUGAGCAAUUGUCAAUGCCAGAAUUGUGCUGGUACCUCUGACUCUAAAGUAUGUUACAGUUGUGGAACAAGGCCGAGCUCAAGUCCCAAAAAGACGACAAAUCCUGGAGUGUCACUAUUUAUAGAUGCCAAGGAACCUCUUCCUGAAGAUUAUGGGAAUUUUCUUUUAAAGAACCCACAUCUUGCAGUAUGGGAUGGUAUGAAUACGCAUGUGGUAGAGAUAGAUAAAGGUCACACGAAGGAGUUUGGUUUUGCUUUCAAAGUGAAGAUAGGAAAGAACCAGGAUACAAGUGUAGAGGUGUACACAUUGGUGAAGAGUGUGGAUAACGGAGGUCCUGCAGUAGGCAAAUUACGGACUGGGGACUGGAUUAGAUCAGUGAAUGGUACUCCUAUUCAAAAUCAUCAAGAUGCAUUUAGCCUUAUAACAAAAGGUGGCAACAGCAGUACAAUGCGACUAGUGAUACAGAGACCAGUUGGUUUUUCUCAACAUCCAAAUAGUGUACGCACUGACAAGUCAGGUUCGUAUGUGCAAGUUACCAGAUCGCCAUCACCAUCACAAAAUACUCUGUCCCUCGGAAAGAAAGAACAGGACCCUUUAAUUCCAGGAAUUAUUGAACCGACGAAAGAACCACUGAAAACUGUUCGUCAACAAAACAUUUACUUUUCCGACAUGUCACGUAGCAAUAAUGAAACUGAAUCGGGUAUUGUCCCAUUUCCAAGAAAUGUGAAAUUUCCAAAAGUGCGGAUUUUUGUAUGCGGGAGUGAGGCAGAGAAGUAUGUUAAUUUAUUGCUACUGGAGUCGGAGAUAGAUACAGUUUUUCAAAAUUCUGAAUAUACUCACGUUGAGUUUUCCAUGGCAACAAAUUGUUUCGGAAAUGUAGUAAUAUCAAAGAUCUGCUCUGAUUUGUAUGGAGCUAGUAAUCAGUUGAAAACUCAUUUAUCCAAUGUGAAUCAGUCAACUGUUAGUGGUGGCGCAGAUGUGAAAUGUAAGCAGUGUGGUAAUGAUUUCAACAGUGAAGGUUCAUCUAGUGCUGUGGGUACACUAGUGAACGUGGAUCUGUUUGUUGUUCCAGACGACAAACUGUUUCACACUUGCUGUACAUACUUGUUUACAAAGUCCAGUUUGUUUAUUUUGACAUUUGAUGGGGACAAAAUUCUACGAGCAGCUCCGCAGGAAUUCUCUCGUCUGUCGAACUUAUCACACACAAUUCGUAGUUUUGCUGGAGAAGAGUGCCACAUCAUGUUGUAUGGCUUGUUAGAAAGUGGCGCUGAAGCAAAUAACAGACUUGAUGAAGUGAGUGCACUGUUCUAUAUGCCGUUUAAUACUCAGCUACAGAAUCUGAAUGUUUCCGGACCAGAACUUAUAAACAUGCAUGGUCAGGCCGCAAGACAUACCUGCACCCAUUUGAGCCACAACUUUCAGAAUUUACUAUGGAAGACAGUUACAGACACUAUACAGAGGCAGCAUGUUUUGCAGCCGUCUUUAUUAAUCGUGGACUGUUUACGUGCAAUUCGUGAUCAAGAUCUUAUUCAGACGGAGGAACAAUUUAUGAGUGUAAUCAAAUCGAGAUUACCGGACUAUAAGCUAGACAUUCAUCAGAUGAUUGUUACAUAUCUGAAUACAUUUGGAGAAAUUAUGCUUGGUAAAGCCACGCCGUAUUUCUCGCAAGGUAUAUAUUCUAUUGAAAAUAAAGUGAUGCUCAAUCCAAAAUUUCUACUUGGUAGUUUAUACCAUGUAAUAUCUGUGAUAUAUGAUGACAGACAGACAUGGAGCCGGACAUUGUGCACCGGAUUCCUGUCAAAAUCCGAGCUCAUUCGUUUGACAGGAUUUUCGAACAAUGACCUAUUGUGUAGAAAUGUAAUAGAUUUCUGGGAAUGUAAUGGACUUAUAUUUCGUAAGAGACAAUCAGAUGGAGGCGAUGCUGAAUUUUUCAUCCCAUAUUUUUCACAAAUUCCGAGCAGUAACGAGGUGCCGGUAGCAGGUAAAAAAGAUCUGGAGUUGUACUUACAGUUCACAGAGCAUGAGUCAAGUCAGACAUAUUACCAGGUUGUGUUUACACUGGCAGGGUCGUCUCACAGUACAGAUAGCCUGGCCAUACAUGGAAGUCAUUGUGCAAGUUUCACAGUCAAAGGAUACCUUGUGACAGCAUUCCAUCAGAAAAUGGAUAAUAGGAUCAAAUUUAUUUUCAGCAGGGAGGAGAAAGGUGUAGGAGCUAAACCUUCAGAACUUUACACAUGGAUAUAUGAGACAUGUAGCAGGUGUCUAGAAUGUCAGUUUACGCUUUGUUCUGCGUGUCCGCAGGGCGAGUCGUGCCAAAGGAAUGCUGUCACAGGCUUACACUUGAUAGACCUUAGAGACAGUAAGCCUCAGUUUUGUGGGAAUGAUAGAAUAGAUAAUACAAAGACUGUAAGGAUAUGGAACCAAGCCGACUUGGAGAUAUCACCAGACAGUGUCACAUCUCAGAAGAUCGGUAAACCAAUAAAACAGCCUGUGUUAGUGAUGCAGUUACCAUGGUCCGUCUUUCACAAACUAUGCCUCAAACUAAGGGUGUCUAGUGCAUUGGGCAGGGACUGGAGAGGACUUGCAGGUCUAAUUGGAUAUAGCACAGAACAAGUAGAUGUAUAUGAAACAACCAACGAUCCUGUCAAAGAAUUAUUAUGUGAUUGGGGGCGGUCUACAAAUGCUACCAUAGAAAGCCUCUUUUCUCUCCUCUUACAACUUGAAAGGGUGGAUAUUGUAUCUGACAUGCAAGAAGCCCUGCCCCAUUUAGCUGCCAGCAGCUCUACCUGUCAAUCAUUGUGUGAGGACACGCCUCUAGUCAGUAACAUAACAAUUUAUGAACGAGAAGAAUCAGACAUGCAACAAGCCCUGCCCCAUUUAACUGCCAGCAGCUCUAUCUGUCAAGCAUUGUGUGAGGACACACCUCCAGUCAGUAACAUAACAAUAUAUGAGCGAGAAUAUGAUGGGCGGGAGAAUGAAAUGGUACCUCAUGUAGUGCCAAUUGGAAAUAUAACAGUUGCGGAAAGGGGAGUGGCUAAUAUUGGAAUGGAGGAUGGUGCAGGUGCAAGUUUAAAGGUGAACAAUUUGGAUAACAAUAAUCAGGUUGAUACCGUGGCAGGUAUAGGGACAGAGGUGAUGAUAACACCUGUCGAGACACCAGGCAGGGCCGGUUCUUUACAACAAUCGUAGUUAGCUAACUUAAGAGAUGAAUAAAGAGAUGCCCACCUGAACAAUAAUUUUAACUUUUAUUCAUCUAUGUAAAUGAAAAGAUCAAAUAAUACAAAUGGUAAUUGUGGAUAUAUUCCUGAAAUAUGGAAUUUAAACAAUGCCACUUGUGUCUCAAAUAUGCCCAAAACCAUAUUGAACAGAUGUUGUUUUAAAGGUAUAAUUUUUGUUGAAUUCAUAGUCUAUGAAAUAGUGUUAUGCUGAAAUUGUACAUAAUUUUUUCAUCAUCUUUCAUUGUAUGUAAGUCUGUUUCAAGCAGUAGGUUUAUAUUGUAUGUUUGUUUUCUCUAAUAUUUUUGAUAUUACAAUUUUUGGUUGAUAUUAUUUCUAGUGUAGUUCAAAUUUGAUGCUGUUUUUAUGCCACCGCAGCAUCUGCGAUGCGGUGGCAUAUUGCGAUUCACCUGUGUGUGUGUUUGAAUGUAUGUAUGUUCUAUAGAUUAUAUAGUGAACUUGUGAAAAACCACUUGUCCAAUUUCAACCAAACUUGGCAGGAUUGAUCCUUGGGUGAAGGGCUUCCAAAGUUGUUCAAAGAAUUUCAUUCCAUGCAGAAAUCUGGUUGCCAUGGCAACCAAAAGGAAUUAUAAGAAUAAAUUUUAAAAAAUCUUCUUGUAAAGACCCACAAGGCCUAGAGCAUAGAUAUUUUGCAUAACGCAUUGUGUGAUACUCUACCAAGAUUGUUCAAAUUAUAGCCCUGGGGUCAAAAUUGGCCCCGCCCUGGGGGUCUUUGUUUUUUACUAUAUGUACAUAUAGUAAAAACUUAAAAUACCUUCUUGUCUGAAGGUACCAGGCUUAUGGCAUUGAUGUUUGGUAUAUGAUAUCAUCUAUAGGUAAUCUAUCAAAGUUGUUCAAAUUUUUCCUCUAGCAUCAAAAUUAGCCCCACCCCGGGGUCAUAGGUUUUUCUUUUAUGUAUAUACAUGUAGUAAAAUCUUAUAAAAAUCGUCUUCUCAAAAUUGACAAAGGCUAGAGGUUAGAUAUUUUGCAUGAUACAUUGUGUAGUGAACCUCUAGCAAGAUUGUUCAAAUUAUAGCCCUUGGGUCAAAAUUGGCCCCACCCCGGGGGUCGUUGAUUUUCAGUCACUAUGUACAUAUAGUGAAAAAUUAAAAAUCUUAUUGUCUGAAGGUACAAGGCUUAGAGCUUUGAUAUUUGGUAUAUGAUAUCAUCUAAAGGUACUCUACCAAAGUUGUUCAAAUUUUGCUUCUAGUGUCAAAAUUAGCCCCGCCCCGGGGGCCAUAGGUUUUCCUUAUAUGUCUAUAGUAAAAACUU